This is a messenger RNA of Hipposideros armiger (great roundleaf bat), 2064 nucleotides long. It is a transcript of the gene STAP2, whose product is annotated as signal transducing adaptor family member 2. The coding region runs from base 913 to 2046 and encodes 377 amino acids. Gene Ontology annotation, molecular function: signaling adaptor activity. The transcript has 13 exons. Lineage: Eukaryota; Metazoa; Chordata; Mammalia; Chiroptera; Hipposideridae. The record is from RefSeq and is a predicted model, not a curated record.
AGAUAAGUGGAUGGAUGAAUGGAUUGAUUGAUGAAUGGAUGGUAGCUCUCAAUAUAAGCACUCUGCAUUAUCAUUACAGACUAAUUAAAGUGCCUCCUCCUUCAGGAAGUCUUCCCAGAUUUUCUAGUUGGAGGGCUGCUCUCCUCCUCUGUGAUCUCAUGGCCCAGGGUCUGUCCCUUCUCAGAGAUCCUGGUUUCUCUUUUCUAGAGGAUUUUAGUAUCUGUGCUUUCUCUAUUCUCUGGCACAUGAUCUAUUUAGAAACAGAAGUCACGUCCCCCUUGUUUUUUCUGCCUGCAAGAGAACUGGUUGCAGAGUAGGUGCUCAGGGAACAUUUGGUGAAAAAUCCCCCAGAAUCUUACAGUCUGAGCUGUAUCAGCCUCUUGGACCUCCAGAGAGUUAGGACAUUUAGAAUUCAGAAUCCUGGAGGAAAUCCUGAAUCUGAAAAUCUCCUAAAGUCCAGAACCUUGUGGAAUUUUGAGACUAUAUAGACUCAGCACCUAUCCCUGGGCCUGGCACCUAGGAUAUGCCAGUAAAUAUUUAUGAUGUGGAUAACGGGACGGGGGAUGUAUGUAUGUGUGUAUGGGUGGGUAAAUGGAUGGGUGGAUGGCUCAGUAGAUGGAUGGGUGGUUGAAUGGAUGGGUGGAACAUCAUAAAUCCAGUUAGCUCAACUCACUCCUAUAGCUUCCCCCUCCAUAAAUUGGGGGACUGCUCUGGGUCCCCUGUCCCAUCAAGGCUCCCUUUGGUCCUUUCUCGGAGAAUAACAGAUCCCCAGAGGCUGGGCCAUGCGUGGAGAGGUCCUCCCUGAGAAGGCAAUAUUUGUUGAAAAACCCAAAGCAGGAUUAUAAGAAGUUCUGGACUGGCCUCCAGGGCCUCACUCUCUAUUUCUACAAUAGCAAUCGGGACUCCCAGUACAUGGAGAAGCUAGACCUUGGAACAUUUGUGAAACUCACAGAUGAAGCUCCCUGGGGGACAUCCCAUGAACCUGGCACCCGUUUCAACUUGGUCCUCCGGAACCAGGAGAUCAAGUUCAAGGUAGACAGCCUGGAGUCUCGGGAGAUGUGGAAGGGCUUCAUCCUGACGGUGGUGGAGCUCCGUGUUCCAUUCAACUUGAUCCUGCUACCUGGACACCUGUACAUGAUGGCUGAGGCCCUGGCCAAAGAGGAGGUGCGCCGCUCCCUCGUAAUUCCCUCGUGCUUCCUGAAGGUGAGCCGGCUGGAGGCGCAACUGCUCCUGGAACGCUACCCAGAAUGCGGGAACUUGCUGCUGCGGCCCAGCGGGGACGGCGCGGGCGGUGUGUCGGUCACCACGCGCCAGACGCUCAACGGAACGCCGGUGAUUCGGCACUACAAGGUGAAGCGCGAGGGUCCUACGUACGUGAUCGACGUGGAGGAGCCGUUCUCCUGCGCCUCACUCGACGCAGUGGUCAACUAUUUCGUGUCGCACACCAAGAAGGCUCUGGUGCCCUUCCUACUGGACGAGGACUAUGAGAAGGUGCUAGGCUACGUGGAAGCGGAUAAAGAGAACGGAGAGAAUUUGUGGGCGAUACCCUCGGUCCCUGCUGUCCCCAGCCCAGGUCCCAUACAUGCUGGUGGCCCCAGGCAGCCAUCUCCCACAUCCAUCAUACCUGUGUCCAGCCAGGACAAGCUGCCCCCGCUACCAAACCCGGAUGAGAACUACGUGACUCCCAUUGGAGAUGCCCCAGAUGCUGACUACGUGAAUGGGGACGUGCCUUCCACCGGUCGGCUGAUAGUCCUGAAGCCCAAGAAGUGUCCCGCAGCCCCAAAGGUUCAGGCAAAGCCUCCAAAGCCACCCACUGCGCCCAAGCCAGAGCCCAGAGGCCUUCCUGGUGGCCUGGCCAAGAAGCUGGCUGUCAGCUCAGCACAGGCUUUCUUCCCCACAACAGGGUUGGCCGAUGUCACAGCAGAGCUGGAAGAGAAACUACAGAAGCGGCGGGCACUGGAACAUUCAGCUGGGCUCGCUGAAGAUCAGCGGGCCAAUCUCAGAGCAUGGCACAUCAGUCAGGCGAAUCCCUCCUCCCAGAAUUAAAACUCAAGUGACCCCAGA